Molecule: messenger RNA, 2241 nt
Organism: Nicotiana tabacum (common tobacco)
Lineage: Eukaryota; Viridiplantae; Streptophyta; Magnoliopsida; Solanales; Solanaceae
Source: RefSeq, a predicted model, not a curated record
UCUUUCUUCCUCUCAUUCUCUCUCAGUUCUAGAAGCUUCACUGCUCACCAUGACAGACAUGGCUGAGCUCGGUUAUUCUGAUUCUCAGUGACGAUCCUUACAUGGACUAUAAAAGAAUUUUGCUCAAAGAUUUUGGCACCUACCCCAUAUUAAUAUUACUGCUAUGAAAUAAUAUUACUAGUUCUCUAUUGCCUUUAAAGAAAACAGAGUAACGGAGAUAAACAAGCGCGAAUCUAAUUCCCUUUAUUUAAAUAACGGUUUUUCCUAGUCCACCCGUUUCAGUACCUAAGUAUCUGUACUUUUGUUCACCAAAUCUUUCUGUUAAAUGAGACACUGAGCGUUGGGCUCCCACUAUUCCACACAAGAGAUACAGCGGCAAAUCAAAAAAUGCAGAUUAUUCAUACUCAAACCACCGCUUCUCCUCUCACAAAUAUCUUCCUCAAUAGCACCCUAGCUUCUUCUCCCAAAAAGCCCUUCAAUUUCAGUCCUUUUCCAUUUAAGAAGAACCCCAAAUGGAAUGCUUUGGGUAGUAUUUUGAAACCAAAUCAUGAGUUGCGAAUCAAGAACCGCAUUGUAAUAUGCUCAGCUUCUGAACAACGAAGCUUUGGUAAUGAUCCCAAACGGAAAAGAAAAGUAGUUGAACACGUGUGUUUGAUCAAAGGGAAGGAGGACUUAUCUGAAGAACAGGAGAAAGAUAUGCUGGAUUACCUGUACACAACCCAAUAUCAAAUGCGUGGCAUUCUUUCCAUCUCACUAGGGCGCAUCUCUGGUGGCAAUGAUGAUAAGUAUAGCCAUGCUACCUACAUGCGGUUUCAGACAAAGGAGGAUCUGUCAAAGUUCUAUGAGAACCAAUUCUACGUGGGAGUCCUUAGGGACCAUGUACUGCCUUACUGCCAUGAAAUUAUCAAUGCCAAUUUUGAGUCCGAAGUAGAAGAUGAUAUACUGCCAAUAUUUCGAAAAGGGGAGGAGUUCAACUAUGGCGUGGAGCUUGUACUUCUGAUAGCAUUUGUCAAGAGUUCUUUGGAUGGUCCUGCUGAAGAUGCUUUGCUUGCUCUGUCAAAGCUGAUAAUGGAGUUCCCAUCCUUAAUCGUUCAGGCUACUCUUGGUUCAAUUUUUAAUAUUUCCGGUGCAGAAUAUACUCAUGGUGUAGUAAUACGGUUUCGCUCUUCUGAAGCAUUCCAGAUGUUCAUGAACAGUUCAGAAUACAAAUAUAUGUGGAGAUCUAAAUUUCAGCCAAUCGUCCAAAAACAUCUCUCUGUUCAUUUUUCGGUUGAUCCAGUGGGCACAGAGCUUAUGUAGCAAAAAUUCAUCCCAUUACCUGAGUUACAUAUGAGGCGUUUAAACAUCCUAUUUUGGAUAUCGGCUGAGUGUGGUGGCUUUGAAGAUUCCUUUAUUACAUUACAAUGCUCCCUCUUCCAGAGAGAACCAGCAGGUUUGCAUUUAAUUCACCGGAGAUCCCUUUUUCUCCUAACUUGAUAACUUAGAUUGUGUUUGUGUUCUCAUCAAGCACAUUAUUUAAUGAUUGGGAAUAUAUUUGAUGGCUUUUGCGUUACUUUGCUAUUCUAACUGAACUAGAAUUUUUCUCAUAUAAAAACAGGUUUAAUUGGCGUGAUGAACAUGCUAUGCAUAGUAUAAACUCAAAGGCGUGCAUAAUCUUUUGGCCUUUAGGAUCCAGUUACUUGAAGAUCUUGUUGGGGAAGCAAAAUGAGUUGAGAUGUUCAGACAUUGGGAAAACAGAAAAAGAAAAGUUUUUCACUGAAAUGUGUUUUAUAAUUAAAAAUAUGCAGCCCUUGAGUCAUCGAACUCAUUUUGGGAUAUCCACUAAAUAAUUUGCAUCUUUUGUUUCUCAUAGCAGACGUAUUGUAACAGGUACGAAACUACCAAUUGCCUCAUAUCAAGAUUGUCAUUCGUCUGGGGAUUCACCAAGAAAUGCUAAAAAAUGAAAUGUUGGACUGCUUGGAGGACUUAUUAAUAGAAUCUUCUUAUGAUGUACUAUAGUAAGCAUUUGUUGUUUUUGCAUUUGUAUCAUAUGUAUCCGAUGGAUCGAAAAGCCAGCUGCCUUCUCCGCCAGUGAGGCUAUUAUUGCUUUAAUAUUUUUUUCUAAACCAGGCUUAGGAUAGAAAAUAAGGAAGAAAAAUUUACCUUACUUGGCUGCUUUUGAGACUAGCUAGUUGACCUGUUUGCACCAGCCGCAGUUUUUGAUUUGAAUGGACAUAAAGUGAUCUCAAUGUGUGGUUUUUA